This is a messenger RNA of Diuraphis noxia (Russian wheat aphid), 2791 nucleotides long. RefSeq lists its product as uncharacterized. The record is from RefSeq and is a predicted model, not a curated record. Gene Ontology annotation, molecular function: protein binding. Lineage: Eukaryota; Metazoa; Arthropoda; Insecta; Hemiptera; Aphididae.
AUGAAAGUAGAAAUCGUUACUAUACUGAUUUUAGAUAUUCUCGUUAUCAGUGGAAUAACAGCAGAAAAUGUUAUUGAAUACAAAUCACAUACAGCUGAAAACCUGCAAAUCAAUCGCACCUAUGAAUUAUUAUUGUGGAAAGCUAACAAAACUGAAGAAUCGUUCAAAAUCAAAUGGAAACAAAGAAAUUCAAUUAAAAUGUGUAUAUCUGUUUCGUAUUUACUAGAAGAUGAGUCAAAGUGUACGUUUUCAAUGGACGUAACUGAUGACAAUAGUUUUGAAAAACAAGUCAUAUAUUCUAACAAUAUACAAGAAUCGAAAACUUUAAAAACGGUGUUUUUCAAAAGUAGUACCUGGUUAUAUGAAAACCAAACAUACAGUUUAAAUUUUAAACUCGAAAGAAAAUCAUCAAUAGUAGAAACGUACAAUAGAUACUACGAAAUUGAUUUUGAAACACURUACUUGGAAGGUUGUAAGAUUGGAAUCAAACGAAUAGCACAAUGCACAGAUGAGUAUGAAUGUACGAGUGGUACGUAUGGCGUAAAUUGCGAGCAACAAUGUUCAGAGAGGUGUAUAUCGAAAUCGUGUGAUGUUUACACUGGUGUUUGCGACAAAGGAUGUACGGCAAAUUAUAUUGCUCCAGAUUGCAAAGAAAAAUAUCCGUGGCUCAAGUCACCGCCAGAACUGGAAUCCUCCGAUUUUAAUUCAUUAAAAUUGAAAAUUAAUUUUAAUUCAGAAAACAUAGAAGGCAGUAGUAAUGUCAACUCUUUCUAUUACCAAAUCAUACUUAAGGMCUCUUCAAACGAAUCUGAAUUUCAAUACUUGGAACUAAAAGAACUCGGAAAACAGAAAUCCGUAAUAGAAAUCAUAGACGACCUUGAAUCGGGAAUUUCGUACUCUUUCGGUGUGAUACUAGUAUCAGAAGACGGAAAUUACAAUAUAGAGGAUAUCAAAAUAGCCAAUUMCUCAACUAAAUGCCUAAUUCCAAGAAAUAUUGAUUAUGAUGUCAAAUUAUUGAGUGGAACAGACUACAUCAAUGUUACUUGGUACAAGAUUAACAAUCAAAACGAAAAGGACUGUAAAAUAACUGAAUACCUGUUAAAACUGAUGUACACCGAUACACAGCAAAAAAGUUAUUCAGAAGAAGUAAAAUCUAAUAAUAAUAAUGGACAUAUUUUUGAAAAUCUACUAUCUGGUGAAAAAUAUGCAGUUCAAGUAACAGCAAUAUGGGCUACGGGUCAAGCUACACCAUCACAAAUAUCAUAUAUUUACACUGAACUAUAUGAAAUAAAAAACAUAAAAGCCAAACUAAAUCAGAGUUCAUCACUGUUAAUAACGUGGGAUAUUGACGAAAAAUAUGUAAAAAGGUCGUUGAAUUAUACAAUUAAAUACAAGGUUAUUAAACAUUUUAGCUGUUCAAACGAAGUCCUUACUAACAACUGGACAUCGCUGUUAGUUUACAAUCAGACAAGAUGCGAAAUUAUAGAUUUGACUCCGAAUACACAGUAUGUUAUAAAAGUUGACCCCAUAAUUGAAGGCUAUACUUACAACGACUACACUAAUACAGUUUUUGUAAAAACACCUAUCUCUAAUCCAAAAUUAACACCUGUAAUUAACGAUGCAAAUGGUUCGUUUGUCACCAAUCAAAGCGCAUACUUYAAUUGGACGAUAAACAAGACUGAGUGUACUAAAUUAAAUGGUUUCUUUCGAGGAUAUCAGGUCAUACUUAAAGACAUUACCGAUGGCACGCAAAUAAAAAUCUCAACUAAACAAAACACGGUGAACUACGACGGAUUAAAACCCGACACCAAAUACGAACUGCAAUUAUACGUACUGACGAAUUAUGGAUACAACUCCGAACAAGGAUUGUUGAUACCGUUCAAAACCAAAACUAAAUUUUUAGAACCAGUGGAUGAAUUAAUAGUUUACAAGAAAAACUUGAAACGCAAAUCAAUUGGAAUCAGAUGGAGUUUCYCUGAYGAAAACAUCWUCAACGGUUUUAUCAUCAGCGCAAUCGACGAGAAUAUGAAUAACACAAAGCAAAUUACUAUAGAACCCCAAAGAUGCAUUGCUUGGCCAAAACUAUACUGCACUACCUUUGAAAGCCUUAUACCAAACCACCAAUACACAAUAAAAAUAAAGGCCAAGUCGGUAGACUUUCCUACAGGUGGUUUGACGGCAUCAGUCGUCACCAAUUUCACUGAAGGAUUUGCUGAUAAACCAGAAAAUCUCAGGACAACAUACGUUGGCUCUACAAACAUUUCACUGGAAUGGGACAUUCCAUUGGUAUUCAACGGUGUACUAAAAUCGUUCAUAGUAAGCACCGAAGAGAUUUCAUCUAAAGACAUCGAUAAAUGCUGCGUCACCAAACCCGAUAUASAGAUUCUGAUARCAAAAGAACUCCCAUCUUAUAAUUGCACGAUAAACGACUUGAUGCCCGGUUCCACUUAUUCGAUCGGUGUUUUAUCGAAGACUUCAUCAUAUGGUCAAACUAAUAGGAUACACGUGACGACUCUAWCCACUCCCGUGGUCAUUGAAAGUGUUGAAAACCAUCUGAAUAUAACACUUACGACGCAGAUGCCAGACGAACAUAAAAAUUAAUUUCUGCAAUUGACAUAGUGAAGCUGUAUGAACGUAGAACAUCAUUGCACGUUAAAAUUAAGUUUCGGUAAUUUGUAUUAUUAUUAUUUUAUAUUCAUUGUGUUUUAUUAUCGUUCACUUGAAAGCAACUUGAAAUAAAACAUAUAUUGUGUUACCUUUCAUACUUAUAAAUGUUAUUAUUUUUAUGUAA